Molecule: messenger RNA, 3653 nt
Organism: Xenopus laevis (African clawed frog)
Lineage: Eukaryota; Metazoa; Chordata; Amphibia; Anura; Pipidae
Gene: fhip2a.L
Product: FHF complex subunit HOOK interacting protein 2A L homeolog
Exons: 17
Coding region: 207-2447 (746 amino acids)
Source: RefSeq, a predicted model, not a curated record
CGUCUCUAGUCGGAGUGUUUGUGAGGCGGCGGUGCGUCAGUGACGAGUGUCCCCUCCGGUGCGUCAGUAACGAGUGUCCCCUCCGGUGAGUGCGGAUGUGCCGGUUACGCGGUUAUUGUUCCGGAUAGAGACUCAACCUGGAGUCGCGGAGGGGUCGGCGGAUCGUCCAGUUCUCUCGGGAGAAGCUGCAGCAGCGGAGGGACAAGAUGUUCUCUAAGAUCUCGUCUAUUUUACAUCAGGCGGUGGAGGCGCUCGCGCCCUCCCUGCCCCUACAAGAAGACUUUGUCUAUCACUGGAAAGCCAUCACCCAUUACUACAUCGAGACGUCUGAUGACAAGGCCCCAGUGACGGAUACGAAUGUCCCCUCUCACCUGGAGCAGAUGCUGGAGAUUCUGGUGCAGGAGGAGAAUGAGAGGGAGUCGGGGGAGACGGGACCCUGCAUGGAGUAUUUGUUGCACCACAAGGUCCUAGAGACCCUCUACACCCUGGGGAAAGCCGACUGCCCCCCAGGAAUGAAGCAGCAAGUUCUGGUUUUUUAUACAAAACUUCUGGGAAGGAUCCGGCAGCCUCUUCUUCCUCACAUCAACGUGCACAGACCCGUACAGAAACUGAUCCGACUCUGCGGCGAAGUCUUGGCCAAUCCGACGGAAAACGAAGAAAUCCAGUUCCUGUGCAUCGUAUGCGCCAAGUUAAAGCAAGACCCGUAUUUGGUCAACUUCUUCCUGGAGAACAAGUCCAAGGCGCCUCAGUCUGGGGGUUACAGUGUCCCGGGGGGCAGUGCCCAACAAGAGCCGCUGAAUGACACGGGGCAGCUGGAGAGAAGCGUCGGAGCCAACGCAGAGCCUGGAAAUGAUCCCAAAUCCCCGUCAGGUGACCUGAAACCUUCCGCAUCAUCAGAAGCGUCGGCCAAUCACAUCCAGCAGGAUUACAAUCUGGUGAACUCCUUGUUAAACCUCACAAAAAGUCCGGACGGCCGGAUUGCAGUGAAGGCCUGUGAGGGGCUCAUGUUGUUGGUGAGUUUACCUGAGGUGGCAGCCGCCAAGUGCCUAACGCAAAGCACCUCCCUGUGCCAACUCCUCACCGACCGACUCACCUCCCUGUACCAGGCUCUGCCGCACUCCAUCGACCCUCUGGAUAUUGAAACAGUGGAGGGCAUCAACUGGGGGCUGGACUCGUACAGUGUUAAGGAAGAUGCCUCAGCGUUUCCCGGGAAAAGAGCCCUCAUUUCCUUCCUGUCCUGGUUCGACUAUUGUGAUCAGCUGAUCAAAGAAGCGCACAGGAUCGCUGCCUCCGCUAUGGCCAGAAGUGUGCGGGAGAAAUUCCUGGUUGGCGUCAUGGAACCCCAACUCAUGCAGACGUCUGAGAUCGGAAUUCUAACGGCUACAGCUCUGCUCCACCGCAUUGUCCGGCAGGUCACAUCCGAAUCCCUUCUGGAACAGAUCGUCUAUUUCAUUCUGGGGGAACACAGGGACCCCGAAAUACUACGGGACGUCCACAAGAUCCCACUGCGCCACCGCCUCAUUGAGCACUGCAAUCACAUCUCAGACGAGAUCAGCAUCAUGACCCUGCGGCUAUUUGAGCACCUCCUCCACAAGCCCAACGAGCACAUUCUGUACAAUCUGGUUCUGCGCAACCUGGAGGAACGGAAUUACACCGAGUACAAACCCCCGUGCCCUGAAGAUAAAGACAUUGUGGAGAAUGGACAGAUCCCGGGGGCAGUAGAUUUGGAAGAAGAUCCCAUUUUUACAGGCAUGUCCCUCGAAAACACGUUCUCCAAAGAAUGGCUCAGCGCCUCGCCCCCCAUUACCCCCGAGCACCACAGGACUGACGGCAAGACAGAAGUGCACAAGAUCGUAAACAGCUUUCUCUGCUUGGUCCCCGAUGAGGCGAAAUCUUCAUACCAGGUGGAGGGCACAGGAUACGACACUUACCUCAGAGAUGCCCACAGGCAGUUCCGGGAAUACUGUGCAAUCUGCCUGCGCUGGGAUUGGCCGGGAGCUGCCAAAGCGAUUGACAAGUGCAAUUUGGAGGCGCCUUUCUUUGAGGGCCACUUCCUGAAGGUUCUGUUUGACAGGAUGGGCAGAAUCCUUGAUCAGCCCUAUGAUGUGAAUUUACAAGUAACGUCGGUGCUGUCCAAGCUCUCACUGUUCCCCCAUCCGCACGUCCACGAGUUUUUGUUGGACCCCUACGUCAACCUGGCGCCCGGAUGUCGCUCUCUGUUCUCUGUUAUAGUCAGGGUAGUUGGAGACCUCAUGGUGAGAAUCCAGCGGAUCCCAGAGUUCACCCCAAAACUCCUUCUUGUGAGAAAGCGAUUGUUGGGCCUUGAACCCGACGGGCCGAUGGUGGAUCACAUGACGCUGUUGGAAGGGGUGAUUGUAUUGGAAGAAUUCUGUAAGGAACUGGCGGCCAUCGCUUUUGUCAAAUAUCACAGCUCCAGCACCCCAUAGCGCCCCCUGGCUUUGGAUUUUAUAUACCGCGAGACCAAAUUUUACUUUUCCGUUUCUUUUAUCUGAAUUUUUUUUUUUUUGUGCAGCAAAACAUUUGGGGUCACUGACGCCAUUUUGGAUGGAAAGGGAAGCUUGAUGUAUAUCUGUAGUGAUCUGAUUCCAUGGGGCAGGUAAAUUCAUCAGCUCGCGCAGAAGGGACGUCAGGAAAAUACGCUUAAUUAAAGGGGAAGCGCCGGAUUCUUUGGUUACGUUAAGUGUUUUUAAAAACUUUUAAGCUACCGGGUCGUUGCUUUGUCACCCAAUCAGCAGACUCGGAUUUUACUGUGGGCUUUUUUUUUUUAAAUUGCUUUUAAUGAAAGUAUAAAAGUUUACGGAACACAUUUCCCUUCGUUGGGACCCCCUUUAACCCCAUCACUGCCAAGAAGACUUUUACAAAGAGACAGAAGUUCCUGUAUAACCUGCCGACUGACACGGAAAGAAAAGACCAAUUGCAGAACGUUGAGCAGCUUAGUGCCCCUGAGUUGCUCUAGGACAUUAUAUCAGUCAUUGUCACUUUUAUUUGAGUAUUAUUAUAGGGAUGCACCGAAUCCACUUUUUUGGAUUCGACCGAACCCCCGAAUCCUUUGUGAAAGAUUCGGCCGAAUACCAAACCGAAUCUGAACCCUAAUUUGCGUAUGCAUAUUAGAGGGGAGAAGGGGAAAACAUUUUUUACUUCCUUGUUUUCUGACAAAAAGUCACACAAUUUCCUUCCCUGUCCCUAAUUUGCAUAUGCAAAUUAGGAUUCGGUUCGACUGGGCAGAAGGAUUCGGCCGAAUACUGCUGAAAAAGGUCGAAUCCUGAACCGAAUCCUGGAUUUGUUGUAUCCCUAUAUUGUUAUCUUAUGUUCUGGAUAUGCUGCUAUUUGGUUGGAGCACCACUUAGUAGGUUUAAGGCUAAAAUCUUAUCAGUUUGUUUCAGAAAUCGCUAUUCUCAUCCACUGGAAGGAAUAUCUUCACUUUCUGCCCCAUGUCCCAUCUUUGUUCUAUUCUGAGACCUGCCCCAUCACUCACAUUGACCUCGUAAAAUCUCUGAAACAUUUGCUUUAUGGCAUAAGUGUUAAAGUUGCCCAGAUUCAGCUCGUCUCACCUUAAAGGGGUUGUUCACCUUUAAAUUAACUGUUAGUAUGACGUAGAGAGGGAUAUUCUGAGACAAUUUGCAAUUGGUUUU